AUGCAGGACGAUAACCCUCGCACACAGCGCCUACCCGUGAACCCGCGCCGCCGGAAAGUUGCUCCAGAGAAUAGGAAGCGCGUGGCUCGGGCGUGCAACAGCUGUAAUGUACGCCGCGUGAAAUGCUCGGGCGACCAGCCUUGCCAGCAAUGUCGAGCGUGCUCGAGAGAAUGCAUUUAUCCUGCCGAGGAGCCGCUGAAAGGAGCUUCUUUGAAAGAGGAGCUAGACCGUCUCCGCAAGAAGUGUGAUCAAUUGGAAAAAUGCCUCCAGGCAGUGCUUCCAGAAAAAUCAGCCAGGGAUAGUUUGCUCCACAGUGUGGAAUACGCAGACACGCCUCCUGCAGCCUCGGUAUACUCGGGAUCCUCUGCAGUCGAUGAUUCAGAGACAACUGAAGGCCGUAUGUUAUUCGACCCCGAUGGUAAUAUGCGGUUCUUGGGGGAAACAUCUGGCGCGACUUUCCUUGACCUCCUCAAGGCGUUCAUGUUGACGCUUGUGCCGUUAGCUUUUGUAUCAGAUCCCGAUCCGGCUAUUCCUGAAGAUGGAUCGACGUUCGUUGCCUCUAUCGGGCGAUAUCAGACUUUUGACUCGCGACCACUCCUCGAUCUUGACGUAGAUCCAUUUUGGCUGCCCACGCGCACAGAAAUGAUCAUGAUGCUGGCUGAGCUGCGAUAUCAUAUCCAAGAUGGCAAUGGAGAUUUCCCUUCCGGAGGCAUCUUCUACUGGGGCGACCUUAGCUCUAUGCCUGAAGCCAUCACUUUGACGAUAUCCCAGUCAGAAGCUGCGACUUCAGACCGAUAUCGCUACCUUGCCUUCAACCAUGUCUCAUUCGCCCUUGCAGCUCAGAUUUUGAACCAGUCGCUGCACCAGGGUGAAAUACAUGCUGGAGAUGCUUACUUCAAAAGAGCCAGGAUACUCAUCGGCAACCCUCUCGACACCGUGCGGUUCACAUUGAGAGAUGUUCCUGUACUUGCUUUGAUGGCCUUCUAUUUGAUUGAGAUUAAUCGCCGCGAUGCUGCCUACGUAUACACGAGCUUAGCCAUGCACAUAGCCGUUACCCAUGGAGCAGCCAGACAUUGCGUAGACGAGGCCAGUAGACGGGUUUUUUGGAGUGUCUUUGUUCUCGAUCGAUGGCUUAGCUGCCUCAUGGGUCGGCCGCCGACACUCGCUGAUGAAGCCAUUCGACUUCCUUUACCACUCGAUGCACCCAAUAUGCCACCUUCGGCCGGUCUUCGUGCUCACGUACAGCUCGCACGUAUCUCAGGAUACAUAGUCUGCGAGACCUACAAGAUCGCACCAAAGCAACAGGACACAAACCCAGCAGCUCCUGAUGUUGACAGGCCACUGAGGAUGCUGCAUGAUUGGCUAAAGCACCUGCCGGCUUCGCUACAGAUGCCUUCGGACCAGCCAAGUGCGGACGCUGCAUGUUGCAUCCUACAUAUGGCACACAAUCAGCUCAUUCUGAUCACCACCCGCCCGGUUCUGCUUACGGCGGUGAAGCGUUCCGUAGCAGAGCGGUACAUGAACGCUUGCAGUAAACUCGAGCAGCAAUCACAAUUCAACCACAUAGAUGCAUGCUCGAAAGCUGCACAUCGCAACAUACACCUGGCGCAGUGGGUCAUGCAGCUGUACCACACGAGGCGACUCCUUCAAGCGGGAUUGCAUUUCGUAUUCAAUGCGGCCGUCAUCCUUCUCCUCAACCGCGUCCUGCGUAACGACUUGGCCCCUUCAAAAGAGAUUGACUUUGCCAUCGACGUCUUCGCCCGACAGUCUCGCAUAGGGACUAACUACGAACGGGACUGUCUGCAAGUUCUGAACGACCUGAAGAUACUGAUUGAGCGAUUCUUGGCUGGAUCGUGUUCAGCGCAACAGAAUUAUCCUGCAGAUCCUACAAGCGCAUCAUCAAGUCUAUUCCACGAUACUCACUUUGACGUCUCGCAGGACCGGCAGGCUUUUGCAACUGACAGCGGCAAUGUGCACCAAGAGCUAAUGGCCUGGAUUCAGGAUGAUAGCUCUCAAUUACACAGUAGCUUUCGGAUCUAG
Messenger RNA from Paraphaeosphaeria sporulosa, 2040 nucleotides. RefSeq lists its product as uncharacterized. Gene Ontology annotation, biological process: regulation of DNA-templated transcription; DNA-templated transcription. The coding region runs from base 1 to 2040 and encodes 679 amino acids. Gene Ontology annotation, molecular function: DNA binding; zinc ion binding; DNA-binding transcription factor activity, RNA polymerase II-specific. NCBI's taxonomy places the organism in Eukaryota, Fungi, Ascomycota, Dothideomycetes, Pleosporales, Didymosphaeriaceae. The record is from RefSeq and is a predicted model, not a curated record. The transcript is spliced from 5 exons.